AUGUCGUCCUGGCUUGGGGGCCUCGGCUCCGGCUUGGGCCACUCCCUGGGUCAAGUUGGGGGUAGCCUGGCUUCCCUCACUGGCCAGAUUUCAAACUUUACAAAGGAUAUGCUGAUGGAGGGCACGGAGGAAGUGGAAGCAGAAUUACCUAAUUCUAGGAGAAAGGAAAUUGAAGCCAUUCAUUCAGUCUUAAGAUCAGAGAAUGAGAGACUUAAAAAACUUUGUUUUGAUCUGGAAGAGAAGCAUGAAGCUUCAGAGCUUCAAAUAAAGCAGCAGUCUACAAGUUAUCGAAAUCAAUUACAGCAGAAAGAGGUAGAAAUCAGCCAUCUUAAAGCAAGACAGAUUGCACUACAGGACCAGUUGCUGAAGCUGCAGUCAGCUGCUCAGUCAGUAAAUUCAGGAGUUGGUGGUGUGCCAACAACCACUGCAUCAUCUUCAUUCAGUUACGGUGUCAGUCAUCAUGCUUCAGCUUUCCACGACGAUGACAUGGACUUUGGUGACAUAAUUUCUUCACAACAAGAAAUAAACAGAUUGUCAAAUGAAGUUUCAAGACUUGAAUCUGAAGUUGGCCAUUGGAGGCAUAUUGCUCAAACUUCUAAAGCACAGGGAUCAGAUAGCUCUGAUCAAAGGGAAAUCUGCAAACUACAAAAUAUCAUUAAGGAACUUAAACAGAACCGAAGUCAGGAAAUUGAUAAUCAUCAACAUGAAAUGUCAGUGUUGCAGAAUGCACACCAACAGAAAUUGACAGAAAUAACUCGUCGGCAUCGAGAAGAAUUAAGUGACUAUGAAGAACGAAUUGAAGAACUGGAAAAUCUGUUACAACAAGGUGGCUCAGGAAUUGCAGUAACUGAUCAUUCUAAAAUCCAUGAGAUGCAAAAAACUAUUGAGAGUCUACAAACUGAAAAAAUAGAGUCUACAAAAAAAAUUGAAGAACUUGAGGAUAAAAUAAAAGACAUAAGUAAAAAAUUAUCCUCUGCAGAAAAUGACAGAGAUGUUUUGAGGAAGGAACAGGAACGAGUAAAUGUAGAAAACAGGCAAAUAAUUAAAGAAUGUGAAAGCUUGAAACUGGAAUGUACCAAAUUGCAAAGUGACACUGUGACAGAAAAGGAAAGAAUUCAUCCACAGAGUACAUCAGUAGAAGAAGAAGUGUUCAGACUACAACAAGCACUGUCUGAUGCCGAAAAUGAAAUAAUGAGACUGAGUAAUUUAAACCAGGAUAACAAUCUCGCUGAAGACAAUCUGAAACUUAAAAUGCAUGUCCAAGGUUUAGAAAAAGAAAAUUCCUUAUUGAGUCAAGAAAAGGAAGAACUUGAGAAAUCACUUUUAAAAUUGAACAAUGAAUAUGAAAUAGUUAAAACUAUAGCUACAAGAGACAUGGAUUUGGAUUUAGAAUUACAAGAUUUAAGACUUAAUUUGGAGGCAAAGGAACAAGAACUCAAUCAGCGUAUCACUGAAAAGGAAGAACUGAUAGCCGAGUUAGAAGAACUGGAUAAACAGAACCAAGAAGCUACAAAGCACAUGAUUUUGAUAAAAGAUCAGCUAUCAAAACAACAAAAUGAGGGAGAUGGCAUCAUCAGUAAACUGAAAAAAGAUCUAAAUGAUGAAAAAAAGAGAGUCCAUGAACUCGAAGACGAUAAAAUGAACAUUACUAAAGAGUUAGACAUGCAGAAAGAAAAGUUAAUUCAAAGUGAACUGUUCCUAAAUGACUUGCAUUUAACCAAGCAGAAGCUGGAGAAUAAAGUAGAAGAUUUAGUAGAUCAACUAAAUAAGUCACAAAACAAUAAUUUAAACAUCCAGAAGGAGAACUUCGAACUUAAGGAACACAUUAAACGAAAUGAGGAGGAGCUUUCUGGAGUCAGGGAUGAGUUAACUCAGGUUCUUGGUCAGGACUCUAACAGUAAUUUUAGGGAUGAUUUACUUAAAGAAAGGGAAGCCGAAGUGGGAAGCUUAAAGCAGAAUCUUUCAGAAAUAGAACAGCUCAAUGAAAAUUUAAAGAAAGUUGCUUUUGAUCUCAAAAUGGAAAAUGAAAAGUUGGUUUUAGCAUGUGAAGAUGUCAGACAUCAGUUGCAAGAAUCUGUUGCUGGUAACAAUCGGAUUUCUCUGGAACAGAACACUAUUGUGGAGGCUCUAAAAAUGGAAAAAGGACAGUUGGAAGCAGAAUUGUGUCAGGCUGAAAAGAGGCUUUUGGAAGAAGCAAAGAAGUAUGAGCAGACCAUUGAAGAACUGUCAAGUGCACAGAAUUUGAGUGCCUCUGUUUUACAGUUGGAACAUGAGCGUUUAAUUAAACUCAAUCAAGAGAAAGACUUGGAAAUAGCACAACUCAAAAAGAAUAUUGAACAGAUGGAUAUUGAUCAUAAAGAGACUAAGUCAAUUUUGUCAUCUAGUUUAGAAGAACGGAAGCAUUUGACAGAACUUAUAAAUGAGAAAGAAAUUUUUAUUGAAAAACUUAAAGAGAGAAGUUCAGAGCUCCAGGAGGAAUUAACUAAAAAUACUCAGGCCUUAAGAAAAAAUGAAAAUUUGAAGCAAACCAUAGAGGAAAAAGACAGACAUCUCGCAUCUAUGAAAGAGGAAAACAAUCAUCUGAAAGAAGAACUGGAACGACUCAGGGAGCAGCAGAGUCGAGCUGCACCUGCGGCUGAGCCUAAAACCCUCGAUUGUGUUACAGAACUAGCAUCUGAGGUUUCUCAGCUGAAUGUAAUAAAGGAUAAACUUGAAGAGGAAAUAAAACAUCACCAAAAGAUCAUUGAAGAUCAAAACCAGAGUAAAAUGCAACUACUUCAGUCUUUACAGGAGCAGAAGAAGGAAAUGGAUGAGUUUAAAUACCAGCAUGAGCAAAUGAACGUCACACACACCCAACUCUUCUUAGAGAAAGAUGAAGCAAUUAAGACUUUGCAAAAAACAAUCGAAGAAAUCAAAACCCAGUUGCAUGAAGAAAGGCAGGAUGUUCAAACAGAGAAUUCUGAUAUUUUUCAAGAAACAAAAGUCCAGAGCCUUAAUAUAGAAAAUGGAAGUGAAAAGCAUGACUUAUCUAAAGCCGAAACUGAAAGAUUAGUAAAAGGAAUAAAAGAACGAGAAUUGGAGAUUAAACUUCUAAAUGAAAAGAAUAUCUCUUUAACUAAACAGAUUGAUCAGUUGUCUAAAGAUGAGGUUGGUAAACUAACUCAGAUUAUCCAGCAGAAAGAUUUGGAGAUACAGGCUCUUCACGCUAGAAUUUCUUCAGCUUCCUACACCCAGGAUGUUGUUUACCUUCAACAGCAGCUCCAGGCUUAUGCUAUGGAACAAGAAAAACUGUUAGCUGUUUUGAGUGAAAAGACCAGGGAAAAUAGCCAUCUCAAAACAGAAUAUCACAAGGUGAUUGAUAUAGUUGCUGCCAAAGAAGCAGCCCUCAGUAAACUGCAAGAUGAAAAUAAAAAACUGUCCACUAAAUUUGAAAGUAAUCCCCAAGAAAUGUUUAGAGAAACUGUUCAGAAUUUAUCGCGUAUCAUUCGAGAAAAAGACAUUGAAAUAGAUGCACUAAGUCAAAAAUGUCAGACCUUACUGACGGUUUUACAGACAUCUGGCACUGGUAGUGACGUUGGAGGUGUUAACAGUAAUCAGUUUGAGGAGCUUCUGCAGGAACGCGAUAAAUUAAAACAACAAGUAAAGAAAAUGGAAGAGUGGAAACAGCAGGUGAUGACCACAGUACAAAAUAUGCAGCACGAAUCAGCCCAGCUUCAGGAAGAACUUCAUCAACUUCAGGCACAAGUGUUGGUUGACAGUGACAAUAAUUCUAAGUUACAAGUGGACUAUACUGGCCUGAUCCAAAGUUAUGAGCAGAAUGAAACCAAACUCAAAAAUUUUGGGCAGGAAUUAGCACAGGUUCAGCACAGCAUAGGGCAGCUUUGCAAUACCAAAGAUCUUCUUUUAGGAAAACUCGAUAUUAUUUCGCCACAGCUCUCCUUUGGAUCAUUGCUUACUUCCCAGUCAGCAGAGUCUCUUAGAACGGUUAAGUCUGCUAUAUCGAGUGAGUCUUCUCAGCAAGAGCUAGAAGAGCUAAGAAAGUCACUGCAGGAGAAAGACGCAACAAUUAGAACUCUCCAGGAAAAUAAUCACAGGUUGUCUAAUUCAGUCGCUGCUACCUCAGAGCUAGAAAGAAAAGAACACGAACAAAUGGAUUCAGAAAUUAAGCAACUAAAGGAGAAACACGAUGUUUUACAAAAGUCUCUUAGAGAUAAAGAUCUCUUAAUCAAAGCCAAAAGUGAUCAGUUACUUUCUUUAGAUGAAAAUUUCACAAACAAGGUGAAUGAAAAUGAACUUUUGAGACAGGCAGUAACAAACCUGAAGGAGAGAAUAGUAAUUUUAGAAAUGGACAUUCGUGAACUAAAAGAGGAAAAUGAAAAAAUAGUAGAAACAACCAGGGAAAAGGAAACAGAAUAUCAAGCAUUACAAGAGACUAAUACAAAGUUUUCUGUGAUGCUGCGAGAAAAGGAGUUUGAGUGCCUUUCAGUGAAGGAGAAGUCUCUUGCCUUUGAGCAGCUGCUGAAAGAAAAAGAGCAGGGCAAGGCUGGAGAGUUAAAUCAGCUUUUAAAUGCAGUUAAGUCACUGCAGGAGAAGACAGUUAUGUUUCAAAAGGAGAGAGACCAAGUCAUGUUGGCACUGAAACAGAAACAAAUGGAAAACACUGCGGUGCAGAAUGAGGUUCAACAUUUACGUGACAAAGAGUUACGUUUAAACCAGGAGCUAGAGAGAUUACGUAACCAUCUUUUAGAAACAGAAGAUUCUUAUACUCGGGAAGCUUUGGCUGCAGAAGAUAGAGAGGCUAAACUAAGAAAGAAAGUCACAGUAUUGGAGGAAAAGCUAGUUUCAUCCUCUGAUGCGAUGGAAAAUGCAAGCCAUCAAGCCAGUUUGCAGGUAGAGUCAUUACAGGAACAACUGAAUAUAGUCUCUAAGCAAAGGGAUGAGACUGCCCUACAGCUUUCUGUGUCUCAGGAACAAGUAAAGCAGUAUGCUCUGUCACUCUCCAACCUGCAGAUGGUACUAGAGCAUUUCCAACAAGAGGAAAAAGCUAUGUAUUCUGCCGAACUAGAAAAGAACCAACAGCUGGUAGCUGAAUGGAAGAAAAAAGCCGAAAAUAUGGAAGGAAAAAUGCUGUCAUUACAGGAGCGUUUGGAUGAAGCAAAUGCUGCAUUGGAUGCAGCAUCAAGACUCACGGAACAGUUAGAUUUAAAGGAAGAACAAAUGGAAGAACUUAAAAAACAAAAUGAGCUCCGACAAGAAAUGCUGGAUGAUGUACAAAAGAAAUUAAUGAACUUAGUAAACAGCACAGAAGGAAAAGUAGACAAAGUCCUAAUGAGAAAUCUCUUCAUUGGACAUUUCCACACACCAAAAAAUCAGCGUCAUGAAGUGUUACGAUUAAUGGGAAGCAUCCUGGGUAUCAAAAGGGAGGAAAUGGAGCAGUUGUUGAAUGAAGAUCAGGGCAGUGUUACCAGAUGGAUGACCGGGUGGCUUGGAGGAGGAUCAAAAAGUGUCCCCAACACACCUCUGAGACCAAAUCAACAAUCUAUGCUUAAUAGUUCUUUUUCAGAACUUUUUGUCAAAUUUCUAGAAACGGAAUCUCAUCCAUCUAUUCCACCACCAAAGCUUUCUAUUCAUGAUAUGAAACCUCUGGAUUCACCAACAAGGAGAAAACUAGAUACAAAUGUACCAGAAAAUUUUAAAGAUACAACAGAAUCCAGGUCUGGUAGAAGAACCGAUUUGAACCCUUUCUUGGCUCCCCGCUCCGCGGCUGUGCCUCUCAUUAACCCAGCUGGACUUGGGCCUGGUGGGCCUGGGCAUCUUCUUUUGAAACCCAUCUCGGAUGUGUUACCCACAUUUACACCUUUGCCAGUGUCACCUGACAACAGUGCUGGAGCUGUGUUGAAAGACCUUUUAAAGCAAUAGAUGAUUCUCAAGCCAGAGACGACAUACAUAGCACUUUAAAGAAACCAUGAACACUAUAUUUAUGUACUUUAUCACAAAGUGGCCUUUUGGAAAAAGUCAUGUAUUUGUUUGCGGUUGUACUUUCUCUAAAAUUAAUAAAUAUAUCGUUAAUGCUUUUAGAAAUUGCUGGUGUCGCAAGAGGAAGUGUUUGCUAUAUUAUCUGCUUUUUUCCUUCUCUGAUUUGACCUAAUUUAAGCUAGAAACAUUUGCUUUUUUAUCUUAACUUAAAAAAAAAAAUAAGAAAAAUAAAAAGACAAAAAUACUACUAGGUAUAUAUUCGCUCUUUAUUUCCUUUUCUGACUUUCAAGUUCAUUUAAACUGAAGACAUGUUGUUUGUCCUUUAAAGAUAAUCCAGAGAUUUACCAAAAAAGAAAAAAGAAAAGGAAGAAGAAAUAAUAGCAGUGGCUUAUCCGCAUAGUGCAGAAAAUUGAUCUGAAGUGUAUAUGAGUCAUCUUUAGAGGACUUUGUGUAGGUAGACAGGCCAAGAACAAGGUUGUCCCUGGGAGGUAGUACACAGUUGUCCUGAGGUGGAAUGUGUGUGUUUGGUUCUAUGCAAUUUUAUCACAUGCGUAGAUUCAUGUGACCACCACUACCGUCAGAUAUGUCAAGGACCCCUCAUGGCACCCCUCACAGCCACCUCCUUCCUCAGCCCCCACCUUAACCUCUAGCAACCACUAACUGCUCUCUAUCUCUAUAAUUUUGUCAUUUCAAGAGUGCUAUAAAAAUGGAAUCAUAGUGUGUAACUUUUUGAGAAUACAUUUUUUUUUCACUUAGUGUGUUGUCCCUGAGAUCCAUUUGAGUUGUUGCAUAUAUUAGCAGUUUGUUUUCUUUAUUGUCAAGUACAUAUUGUGAGUCUGUGUUUUUGUUUUAUGACAGAAGAUAUCUUUUUAAAGGUAUCUUAACACUAAUUGUUUUCCUACACACAUGCACACGACUUUUAUAUAAGUGUUAAAUCAUAACAGCUGCAUUUACGGAACUAUAAUUAGCAAUAUCCCUAAACAUGACACCUCCUGGCUCUCUCUGAGGUGUCAGUAUGAGAGGUACAAUAUGUCAGUCCAGGAACUGUCCAUUCUCAUCCUCAGGGUCACUGAGGGCAGUGACAUUACUUCAGCAGCACUAGCAUCAAGUGUUGGGAACUUAAGAAUAAGGGUGUAUUUAUUUUUUUUUAUAAACCUAUCAUAAAAAAUCCUGAGUUGGAACUUAAUUUAAUCAGGAUGUCAUGUUUGUAUUAGUUGUUGACGCUGUACCUUUAAAGACAUUUCUUGCAAAUUUUGUAAAUUUUAAUAUGCCUUUAAAAUAGAAACAUCUGGAUACAAAGGAAGGUGGAAGUGAUACUAAUCCAAAUAUGUAAAUAGUCCUGGCGUGAGCCAGGACUAAAUUUGAUUAUUUGUAAAUUUUGCUGUGAUUACGUAUACUUUCUGACUGUAUUUAGAAGAGUGGAAGUCUAAGUGUUGAUGGGUAAAUCUGAUUUUUCUGAAGAAUUUAAUAACUGGGACAUUGCUACUUCCCAACAUCUCCUGUCUCCUUGGCUAAUUUAUUUAUAUUGUCAUUCUUUAUUUAGUAUACUUUAAAGGAAGUUGUCAUACCAGUUCUAUAUUAGAACUGUCAAACUGCCUUUUGUCUGUUUUGCCCAUUAUUAUUUCUCUAUGAAAUUAUUACUCUUAGGUUUUAUAUGAUCUUUUCAAAGAAACUUUUGCUGGCCAUUCUUAAUUAUUUACUGCUUACCAUUGGAGUUUCAUUUCAGUGUGAAGCGUCUGAAAUAAAAAUUCGUAAGUUAAAGAAAGAAGACACAUGAUCUUUCAUUUUGGAGAAAUAGAACAUGCAAAAAAUUUUUUCUCUUUUAAUUUGAAAAUAAAAUUUAAGUGGUAGGUAUUUAAGUAGCAUGUCAUCAUAUUUUAUAUGCCUUUUAUGACAUUUUGAAUAUUUCCUUCCUUAUUCAAAACAGCCUGUCUCCCUUCACCCCAUAGUUUAACAUAAGUUUGAAAGCUGUUAUGGGUGGAUUGCAUAUCUACAUCACAGGAUGACCUUACAUGGCUGCUAUUUAAUUAUGUGACCUUGAACUAAAGCUGUAGUACCUAAUGUUUCAGUUGUAUCGUCACUGAAUCUAUAGCUCACUGGUAUGCAUGCUAAGUGUUUGUUGAUGUAAACCAGACAUAACUCAUCUACUUUUCUACAGCUAAGUUGUGUCAGAGAUGAACCAUCUGCUCAAAGAAUCUUCUUAGUAACCAUACAGUGAUGAAGCAUAUAAUUCUAGUGUCAGCAAUAGGACAUUGCUAACAGGAAUUUUAUUGCAAUAUUUUAACUACGGUGAUUUUACUGUUUACUUCUCAACAAACUUACUAGAAUUUGUGGUGGAAUUUUGCUUUGGCUGCCACAGAUUUUCACAACAUUCCUAAUGGUUUUCAACUGCUAAUACUAUAACAGAAAAUCCAGCCAGACAUUGAAUUUGACUUUAGUAUAAUUCUGUAUCAUAUAGUGGUUUGCGUUUCAUUUUCUGCCAUUAUUAAAAGAAAAAAACAAAAACUAAAACUAACACAUGGGUAAAGUAAAUGACUUCCUUAAAACCAGCCAAUUAAAACAUUAAAUAUCCCCUCUCCAAAUAAAGCCCCCACUUUAUUUUAACCUUUGAAUGGUUAAUUGAAAGGGAAGGAAAGACUCUACGAAUACUUAUUCAUUCAUUAGGUGAAAAAUAAACUGUCUUCAGGGACAGGGGUAUGUUGAGAAUUAUUGAAAAAGUGCUGUUAUGAGUCAAAACUUAAAGCAUUUGAACUUGAUUUCUAAAGCUAGUGAAGUUUUUCAUAUAUCGUGUUUAAAGUGUUUUCCAUCAAAAAAUAUCUUUAAUUUUGUAAAUAUCAAGUAUAACUGAUAUUUAUUUUAUAUAUUCCUAUGGAAAAAGUAAUGGUACUUUUAAUGUUCUGACAUUUGUGAUUAUUUGCCAGUGUUUACUUUUUAACUUAUUAAGGUUUCUCUACUUCAAAUUGAUCAGUUGUCUUUUGAUUUCUAGGGAAAUAACUAAAUGUGGGAAAUUUACAACCCAGCCAUAAUACUGGAUUGUGUUUUAUAGAGCUUAAGUCAAUGCAUUUCUGAAUUUCUCAGGAGUACUGCAAGGCAAAAAAAAUAAAAAAUACAAAUAAAAAUGAUAUAUAUGA
Pteropus alecto (black flying fox) is the source of this 9107-nucleotide messenger RNA. RefSeq names its product thyroid hormone receptor interactor 11 (gene TRIP11). Gene Ontology annotation, cellular component: Golgi apparatus. The record is from RefSeq and is a predicted model, not a curated record. Lineage: Eukaryota; Metazoa; Chordata; Mammalia; Chiroptera; Pteropodidae. Gene Ontology annotation, biological process: Golgi organization; endoplasmic reticulum to Golgi vesicle-mediated transport. The transcript is spliced from 21 exons. The coding region runs from base 1 to 5919 and encodes 1972 amino acids. Gene Ontology annotation, molecular function: small GTPase binding.